CGGGCGGGCAGGGCCCUCCACGCCUGCGCAGUGGGGGGAGGCCGGCGCUACCGGGCCGCUUCCCUUUCCCCUUCCGCUUCCCCUUCCCCUUCCGGCUGCGCCGGGGCUCCGGUCAACAUGGCAGCGGCGGGCGGGCGGCGGCCGCAGCAGCAGCAGCAGCAGCUCGUCGGGGCGGCAGUGGUGGUUGCGCUUGUUCUGGCAUCAGAUGCAGUUUUUGUGGAGGAUCUAGAUGAAUCGUUUAAAGAAAACCGUAAAGAUGAUAUUUGGCUUGUAGAUUUUUAUGCCCCUUGGUGUGGCCACUGCAAGAAAUUGGAGCCUGUGUGGAAUGAAGUUGGCAUAGAAAUGAAAAACAUGGGCUCUCCAGUAAAAGUUGGGAAGAUGGAUGCAACUUCCUUUUCUAGCAUUGCAUCUGAAUUCGGAGUGCGAGGCUAUCCAACAAUUAAGCUCUUAAAAGGUGACUUGGCAUACAACUAUAGAGGACCUAGAACCAAAGAUGAUAUAAUUGAAUUUGCUAAUAGAGUAGCAGGACCUCUAAUCAGGCCACUUCCUAGCCAACAUAUGUUCAAGCAUGUGCAAAAGAGGCAUCGUGUACUUUUCGUGUAUGUUGGUGGGGAAUCUCCUUUAAAGGAAAAAUACAUUGAAGUUGCUUCAGAACUAAUUGUUUAUACAUACUUUUUUUCUGCCUCAGAAGAUAUACUACCUGAGUAUGUGAUAUUGCCUGAAUUGCCUGCUGUUGUGGUCUUCAAAGAUGGAACCUACUUUGUAUAUGAUGAGUAUGAAGAUGGUGAUUUGUCAUCCUGGAUAAAUAGAGAAAGAUUUCAAGGUUAUCUUAAUGUAGAUGGCUUUACAUUGUAUGAACUUGGAGAUACAGGAAAACUUGUGGCUAUUGCAGUCAUUGAUGAUAAAAACUCUUCAGUGGAACAUACCAGACUAAAAUCUAUUAUUCAGGAAGUUGCUAGAGAUUAUCGGGACCAUUUUCACAGGGAUUUCCAAUUUGGCCAUAUGGAUGGAAAUGAUUACAUUAAUAGCUUACUAAUGGAUGACUUGACAGUCCCUACUAUUGUGGUAUUGAAUACCUCCAAUCAGCAGUAUUUUUUACCAGAUAGGCACAUUGAGAACACAGAAGACAUGGUUCAAUUUAUUAACAAUAUCUUGGAUGGUACAGCUGAAGCGCAGGGUGGUGAUGGAGUUCUGCAACGAAUCAAGAGAAUAAUCUAUGAUGCCAAGUCCACUGUAGUUUCUGUGUUCAAGAGUUCACCACUUCUGGGAUGCUUUCUCUUUGGGUUGCCCCUGGGGGUCAUCAGCAUUAUGUGCUAUGGAAUCUGCACAGCUGAUACAGAUGGAGGGAUAGAUGAAAAUGAGGCAACUAAAAAGGAAAAUGGUGAUCAGGAGCUCACAGAUGAAGGCAGUGAGGAAGAACAAGAAGAAGAAAAGAAUGAAAAAUAUACAGAACUUUCAGAUGGAGAGCUUAAACAGAAAAACAUAUUGGAAAAGAAAAAAGACUAAAUUGUUUAGCAAAAGAAUUCUCUAGAAUUUCCAAAUAGACUUAUUUAUUGAAGGUAGUCAUUUAUUGAUGAUCUUCAUGAAAGAGGACCUUUUUUUCUGCAUUAUGGUAGUUUUGACUUGCAUGUAUUCAACUCUUUUCAGAUAUUGACGGGGAAAAAAAAUCGAAGUUCUCUUAAUUGUCUUUAAUAGAUUAUCAAAGAGCAGUGUAAACUGAGGGAAUUUGCAGGUAUGACUCUAUGCUAUUUUUUGAAGAGCUUUUUUUGAAUUGUACAUUAGAACAGUGAAAUAAAGAUGAUAUUACUUGACUUUAGUGUAUGUGAUGAACUACUAAUAAUAUAGCCUUGCUAAACACUCAUUUGUAUAAAAUUAAGGCUGGAAACCAAGAAAGAUUGAGACCUGCAAAGAAAGCAUCAACUUUCAGAGGCUGAUGGCUAAAGACAGCUUAGAGUUUUCCAAAAAGUCACUUAUUUUACUGAUUGCACAUUAUUUUGGAAGCAAUGCUUCUUUUAUUUUUAAAUUUUAUAUAAAGUUAAGAGUAAAUUGUUAUGAAUUAGAGGACUGUUUUAUCAUGUAAUAAUAUAUUUACUGGCAGUUAAGAAUGUCUACUUGAUAGAGGAUAUGGGAGUUAUAUGUUAAAGUAAAUCUUUAUUAGAGCUUUAUGCAGCUAAAAGUUACUAGAGAGCUACGUUGUAAGCCUCUCUUUAGAACAGGAUUUCUUGUUAAAUUGUUUUGUGUGGGUAAUUACACACAUUUUUAAUGCAAAUCAUCUUAUCGUAAAAUUUUCUGAAUCCACAGUGCAAUUUGAUGAAUGAAGACUUAAAUAUAAGCACCCUUUAAUUGUUUUGCAUAACUCUAAUGACAAACUGUUUUGAAUGGUGUAAACUUGUUUACAAUGUUAAAGUUAGAUUGUUAAUUAUCUUUGAGGUUGUUAAUGUUAAUACUUUUGAGACUAUUACCUGCUGUGAAAAAGAAAGUUAAUGGAGCAUAACCUUAACAUUCAUAGAAAGAGGGAUAUUUGUCAAUGUAAUGCAUUUUCACUACCUAUUUAGUCAUAAAAGUCAUUUUUAAUACAACCCUGUGACUGUGAGAAGGACUGACUUCUCUCCAGGGUUAAAAUCUUCAAGGAUAAGCUAUAAGGCAGCCUUUGGUGUUGAUGCCAUGGAGAGUGGCAUAGGAGGGGAGGAAAAAAAAAAAGCUUAUGUUGCUUCUGUUCUUCAUAUCCAUGGAGAUUUUUUUUUGUUGUUUUUUGUUAUAGUAUACAGAUUAUCAUGUUGUCUGUAUAUGCCAGCUUGAUCACAGAGGAAAUUACAUGCUUUAGCACAAAAUUAAAGAAUGUUAAAUAUGACUAUGGGUAAGCUUAAAUAGCUUUUAUGUUGGUGUAAACCUUAUGAUGAUAUAAGCCCUAACCAGGGAAAAUAUACCUUUUCUUUUUAGGAAAGAUUAGAAAAUUUUACUCUGUUUAAGUAGUUUGGUAAGAGCUGACUUCAUGUUGCAGUGCAUAGUACAAUAAGUAGAUGCCUCACUUCAGAGAUAUUUGUUAUCAAAUAGUGUAAAGUAAGCCUGGGGAGAUUAGGAAAUUAUUUUCAGAAAAACUCUGUGUCUGAGUUAGUCCAACUUUUUUCUUUGAGUAGGAGAGGAAAGCAUGAGUUUACAGAAUUUUGAAUAGGAGGUGUCUGAUGUGGCUUUUCUUCCUUUUUGUUUUCUGCUUUUUCCUUCUGUGAUUUGCCUUUUUUUUUUUUUUUCAUUUUUUGUUGUAGUAAAUUUGCUUAGUUGGUUGUAAAUAGGAACUUGAGUUUUCUUGCUUUUUAAAACUUUUUUAAAUCUGCAGAAUACUUUGAGGUGUAGUUUUAGCAUACCUUUGAAGAGUGAGACGCUUAAAUGUACUUAGAAACUUCUUUUAACAUUGCAUAGAUGCUUUUGAGUUAUAUUGUAAGAAAAAGAUCACUUAAUGACAAGCCUGUAAAUUUCUUUGGACUUCAGCGCAAUUCAGUGCAGUUCAGUGUGAAUAGUCAGCGUGUAGAACUAUUAAGGAAGUAAGAUGUUAUUUUAUCUGUGAUUUGUCUCUUUUAUAAGGUCUCAAGUACAGAUCAGUUUUGCAUUUAAUUUUGGGUCAGUCUGAACCUGCAGCUUUUGAAUUUCUGUAAAACUGAGGUGGUCUCUGGAACGCUGCUGUUCAUUCUAUUGUGUUUUAAUUUUUUUAAAAAAAGACUUUUUAAUUCUGAAUUCUGCUGUACUGCAAAGAACUGUUUCAGCUGCAAGCCUCCAUUUUUGUGGUUAUUUCUGUUUGUGUUUUGACUGUAAAGUCAAAAGAGCCAAAUACCUUUCUGAGAAAUCUUCUGAGGUAUGGACCUGAAAAUGAUAAAUGCUCUGUGAGACACAGAUCACACUGGGAUCUGCUACAACUGUAAUAUUUAACUGAUAGAGUUAUGAGAAAAGUAUGUCUUGUCACUUGUGAAUUUUAGUAUCAAUCAGAUGUGUACAAAAUGAUUGAAAAUCAAGCUUGAAAUGUACUGUCAUUUUCACCAAAUCUUUCUCCCAGCUAUGUUUAUCAAGGAAUAGGGGAGCAGAAAAUCAUGCAAGUCUUAAACUGGGCCAGAAAAGUGGCAAGAACUUAAGAGGUUUACUUUGAAUAUGCCAAUUAUUUAUAAUGCUAUCUGAGGGGAAUGUGGCAUUUUAUUUUUUCUUGAAUCUCUAAAGGUUCCUUAAAGCAACUUCACUGUAAUAAAUUCUUUGAGUUCAUGAAAUAAUGCUGCUUUUUGGAGUCAAGUGUAAGCCUUUUUUUUUUUUAUAAUAAAAACAUUGAAAAGA
Molecule: messenger RNA, 4314 nt
Organism: Dromaius novaehollandiae (emu)
Lineage: Eukaryota; Metazoa; Chordata; Aves; Casuariiformes; Dromaiidae
Gene: TMX3
Product: thioredoxin related transmembrane protein 3
Exons: 16
Coding region: 118-1506 (462 amino acids)
Biological process (GO): peptidyl-cysteine oxidation
Cellular component (GO): endoplasmic reticulum; cell surface
Molecular function (GO): protein disulfide isomerase activity
Source: RefSeq, a predicted model, not a curated record